Molecule: messenger RNA, 464 nt
Organism: Myotis brandtii (Brandt's bat)
Lineage: Eukaryota; Metazoa; Chordata; Mammalia; Chiroptera; Vespertilionidae
Product: P2X purinoceptor 7-like
Exons: 2
Coding region: 45-464 (139 amino acids)
Biological process (GO): monoatomic cation transmembrane transport; response to ATP
Cellular component (GO): nuclear inner membrane; plasma membrane
Molecular function (GO): purinergic nucleotide receptor activity; extracellularly ATP-gated monoatomic cation channel activity
Source: RefSeq, a predicted model, not a curated record
AGGACUUAGAGAUAGCUUCUUGUUGUCUUCCUCAGGGGGGAAUCAUGGGCAUUGAGAUCAACUGGGACUGCAACCUGGACAGUUGGUUCCAUCACUGCCGUCCAAAAUACAGUUUCCGACGUCUUGACGACAAGAAUACCAGUGAGUCCUUGUACCCUGGCUACAACUUCAGAUAUGCCAAGUACUAUAUGGAAAACAAUGUUGAAAAACGGACUCUGAUAAAAGUCUUUGGGGUCCGUUUUGACAUCCUGGUUUUUGGCAGUGUAAGUAUCUGCCCCAGCCACUGGCACUUGCAUUCCUACAACCAUGUUCUAAUGAUCGCUGUAGUGCCCCAAGAGAUGAAUGUUUUGAUGGUAGUCAUUAGCUGGCACUGUGCAUCUCACAUGUGGGAUAAGAGAGGGGGAAGAAAUGUCUUUGGGGUUCUGUCCAUGAACAGUCAUCUGUUGAAUAAAAGAGGGAGAUAG